AAAAAAUCAAACUGAACUUAAUUUGUAUUUUCUUCAAAAUUGCCUGCAAUUAAUCUCCAGAGUUUUGAUGGUAUCAGUUUAGAAAAGAAGAGCAGAAAAAAGGAAAAGAUAGUUUCCAGUUUUAUAGGCUUGGCUAACCUUAACCAAGUGCUUAAUUCAUACGUAUGGGUUAAGCUAAAUUGUCACAGUAUUGGCGCCUUUAUAAAAUUUUCAAGAUUAUAUAUAUCUUGAGAAAUUGAUCAAAUUACAAAUAUAUUUGAAUAUGUUUUGAAUUUUCUUGUUGAAGUCGAUAAUGGCUAGUUAUAGUUUGAUAAAAUCAGUUGUUGUAGUAAUUUUAUUCUGGUUUUCAGCAACUGAAGCAGCUCGUAAACGCGGUGAUGGCCAUUGCCAAUCCAUGGCAGCUUCACAAGGCUACAUUUGCCAAGAACAUAAAGUUACGACAGAAGACGGUUACAUUCUAAGCAUGCAGAGAUUGCCUGCUGACAGCUUCGGUACGCCAUCAUACAAGCCUCCGGUUCUACUCCAACAUGGAAUUCUGAUGGAUGGUUCAGCAUGGCUAUUCAAUUCUCCGGAUCAAUCUUUAGCUUUCAUAUUGGCAGACAAUGGCUACGACGUGUGGAUUAGUAACACUCGCGGGACUACAUAUAGCCGAGGACAUACCUCUCUUUGUCCUAGCGCUCCGGAUUAUUGGAAUUGGUCGUGGGAUGAAUUAGCUACUUAUGAUCUUCCUGCGAUAUUCAACUAUGUUCAUAAUCAGACAGCGCAGAAACUUUACUAUGUUGGCCAUUCCUUGGGAACUUUGACGCUUAUGACUUCCCUUUCACAAGGAAAGUUGAUAGACAUGUUAGGAGCAGCUGCUUUGCUUAGUCCAAUUGCAUUCCUUAGUCACACCACAUCGCCUCUCGCUCAAGUUUCUUCCGAUUUAUUUAUAGCCGAGGUGACCUAUUGGUUGGGCCUGCAUGAAUUUUUUCCGGGAGGGGUUGCUACUGCCAAGUUUUUUAAAGAUAUUUGCGUUGACCAUAAAGAGAUAAAUUGCACUAACAUAGUGACUGCUUUUUCAGGUCCAGAUUGCUGUUUGAACACUACGGGAGAAAAUAAUUUCGUACCUGAACCAACUGCCACCAAAAAUAUGAUCCAUUUGUGUCAAAUGAUAAGAAGAGGAAAUGUAGCAAUGUAUGAUUAUGGGAACAUAAUAGAGAACAUGGUUCAUUACAAGCAGCUAACUCCACCAACAUACGAUCUGACUAUGAUUCCCAAUAAUAUUCCGCUAUUUCUCGGGUCCGGAGAUAAGGAUUUUAUGGUUGAUGAAAGGGAUCUGCAGAUUCUACUAAACAAGCUUCAAGAUCAUGAUGCUGACAAGCUAACGAUACUGAAGAUACCGACUUAUGCGCAUUUUGAUUUCAUUUUCGGUAUGAAUGCUAAUCAAGUUGUGUAUGAUCCUCUUAUGGAUUUUCUUGAUUCAAUUCAAUAGUGACAUUUAUAUAAUUUGUAUUACGGAUUGAGUUGAUUGAACAAUUUAAUGUAAUAACUCAAAGAUUAUCAUAUGCCAAUUCAAUUCACGAGGAUUGUAUUUGGAUCAAA
This is a messenger RNA of Mercurialis annua (annual mercury), 1581 nucleotides long. RefSeq names its product triacylglycerol lipase 2-like. The coding region runs from base 293 to 1471 and encodes 392 amino acids. NCBI's taxonomy places the organism in Eukaryota, Viridiplantae, Streptophyta, Magnoliopsida, Malpighiales, Euphorbiaceae. The record is from RefSeq and is a predicted model, not a curated record. The transcript has 9 exons. Gene Ontology annotation, molecular function: hydrolase activity, acting on ester bonds. Gene Ontology annotation, biological process: lipid metabolic process.